Chinchilla lanigera (long-tailed chinchilla) is the source of this 3342-nucleotide messenger RNA. It is a transcript of the gene Col9a1, whose product is annotated as collagen, type IX, alpha 1. The coding region runs from base 222 to 3005 and encodes 927 amino acids. NCBI's taxonomy places the organism in Eukaryota, Metazoa, Chordata, Mammalia, Rodentia, Chinchillidae. The transcript has 38 exons. The record is from RefSeq and is a predicted model, not a curated record.
CUCCCCACCCCUUUCCUCUGCUUCACUUUAAGGUGUCCAGAUGCCUCUUGUCCACUCCCUUUGCUUUUAGCCCUCAGAAGGGCAGGAAGAACCACGGCUGGGGCCAGAAAACAUAGCCCUAGACUGACAGAGAAGAGUGCUGGGGAGCGGUGACUCCCCUCCAGCCCCUGGCUCACAGGGACUGUGGGUGGCUAAAGAAAACCUGUUCUGCUACUGGGAACAUGAAGAACUGCUGGACAAUUUCGGUUUUCUUCCUUGCAUGCAGUUUCCUGGGACCCUGGGCAUCUGCAGCUGUCAAGCGUCGCCCAAGAUUCCCUAUCAACUCAAAUUCUAAUGGUGGAAAUGAACUCUGUCCCAAGGUCAGAAUCGGCCAAGAUGACUUGCCAGGGUUUGACCUGAUUUCUCAGUUCCAGAUAGAAAAAGCAGCAUCUAGAAGAGCUAUCCAAAGAGUGGUGGGGUCAACUGCACUGCAAGUGGCUUACAAGUUGGGAAAUAAUGUAGACUUCAGGAUUCCAACUAGGCAUUUAUAUCCCAGUGGACUGCCUGAAGAAUAUUCCUUUUUAACUACUUUUCGGAUGACUGGAAGUACACUUGAAAAGAACUGGAGCAUUUGGCAGAUUCAGAAUUCCCUGGGGAAGGAGCAAGUUGGCGUGAAGAUUAACGGCCAGACAAAGUCGGUUGCAUUUUCCUACAAGGGACUGGAUGGGAAUCUCCAAACUGCAGCCUUUUCGAAUUUGCCUUCCUUGUUUGAUGCCCAGUGGCAUAAGCUCAUGAUCAGCGUGGAAAGCAGCAGGGCCACUCUUUUCGUGGACUGCAACAGGAUUGAGUCCUUACCUAUAAAGCCAAGAGGCCCCAUUGACGUGAAUGGCUUUGCUGUACUGGGAAAGCUUGCAGAGAAUCCUCAAGUUUCUGUUCCAUUUGAACUUCAGUGGAUGCUGAUCCAUUGUGACCCUCUGAGACCCACGAGAGAAACGUGCCAUGAGCUGCCAGCCAGAAUACCACCCAGCAGGAGUACCGAGGACGAUGACGACGAGGAGCAGAGAGGCCCUCCGGGAGAGCGGGGUCCCCCCGGGCCCCCCGGGCCCCCUGGAGUUCCGGGCAUCGACGGCAUCGACGGCGACCGAGGUCCCAAAGGUCCCCCAGGUCCCCCGGGUCCUCCCGGUGAACCCGGAAAGCCAGGAGCUCCAGGCAAGCCCGGCACUCCGGGCGCCGACGGAUUAACAGGACCUGAUGGAUCCCCUGGAUCUGUUGGACCAAGGGGACAAAAAGGAGAACCUGGUGUGCCUGGAUCUCGUGGAUUCCCAGGCCGUGGUAUUCCUGGCCCCCCAGGUCCUCCUGGGACAGCAGGACUCCCUGGAGAGCUUGGCCGUGUAGGACCAAUUGGUGACCCUGGGAGAAGAGGACCACCUGGCCCUCCCGGCCCCCCGGGCCCCAGUGGAACAAUUGGCUUUCAUGAUGGAGAUCCGCUGUGUCCUAAUGCCUGCCCACCAGGUCGUUCCGGAUACCCAGGCCUACCCGGCAUGAGGGGUCAUAAAGGGGCUAAAGGAGAAAUUGGUGAACCAGGAAGACAAGGACACAAGGGUGAAGAAGGUGACCAGGGAGAACCAGGAGAAGCUGGCGCUCAAGGACCUCCAGGAGCUCAAGGCUUGAGAGGCAUCACUGGCAUACUUGGGGACAAAGGAGAAAAAGGUGCUCGGGGCUUAGAUGGUGAACCUGGACCUCAAGGUCUUCCUGGUGCACCUGGUGACCAAGGACAGCGAGGACCUCCAGGAGAAGCAGGUCCCAAGGGAGAGAAAGGUCCUCAAGGUUCUAGAGGAAUUCCUGGAGUCCCCGGACCCAAAGGAGACACGGGCUUGCCAGGAGUGGACGGCCGAGAUGGGAUACCUGGAAUGCCUGGAACAAAGGGCGAGCCAGGGAAAACUGGGCCUCCUGGUGAUGCAGGGUUACAGGGUUUACCAGGUGUACCUGGAAUUCCUGGUGCAAAGGGUGUCUCUGGUGAAAAGGGUAACACAGGAGCCCCAGGGAAGCCUGGUCAACUGGGAAAUUCAGGCAAACCGGGCCAGCAGGGGCCUCCAGGAGAGGUGGGACCACGAGGACCCCGGGGGCUUCCGGGCAGUAGAGGAGAAAUAGGACCAAUGGGAUCCCCAGGCAUACCAGGUAAACUGGGACCUCAAGGUAGCCCUGGCCUGCCUGGCUUGCCUGGACCGCCUGGGCUGUCGGGACUGAAAGGUGACAGGGGUGUAUUUGGCGAGCCGGGUCCAAAGGGUGAACAGGGUGCCACUGGUGAAGAAGGUGAAGCAGGAGGAAGGGGUGAUCUUGGAGAUACAGGAUUACCUGGCCCAAAGGGAUCUAUGGGUGACCCCGGGGAGCCUGGCUUGAGAGGGCCUGAAGGAAUUCGUGGGCUUCCUGGAGUGGAAGGACCAAGAGGACCACCUGGACCCCGGGGUGUGCAGGGGGAGCAGGGCGCCACCGGGCUGCCUGGUGCGCAGGGCCCGCCGGGCAGAGCACCGACAGAUCAGCACAUUAAGCAGGUUUGCAUAAGGGUCAUGCAAGAGCAUUUUGCUGAGAUGGCUGCGAGUCUUAAGCGUCCGGACUCCGGUGCCUCUGGCCUCCCUGGCAGGCCCGGUCCCCCUGGCCCCCCUGGCCCCCCUGGAGAGAAUGGUUUCCCAGGUCAGAUGGGAAUUCGUGGCCUUCCCGGCAUUAAGGGCCCCCCUGGUGCUCUUGGUUUGAGGGGACCUAAAGGUGAGCUGGGAGAAAAGGGGGAGCGUGGCCCUCCAGGAAGAGGUCCCAAAGGUCUGCCUGGAGCAACAGGUCUCCCAGGUGACCCAGGCCCUGCCGUGUAUGGGAGAAACGGCCUGGAUGGCGAGCGAGGGCCCCCCGGGGUGGCCGGAAUUCCUGGUGUGCCUGGUCCCCCGGGGCCUCCUGGUCCUCCUGGAUUCUGUGAGCCAGCUUCCUGCACCCUGCAGGCUGGUCAGCGAGCGUUUAGCAAAGGCCCUGACCAGUGACCGGUUUAGGGCUGCACAGCUGCUGCAGAAACCACACCCGGGGAAGAGCUUCAGGGAGAGACCCUGCCGGAUGCAGGGGUGAGGCGGAUCAGGCGUGACCUUCAGGCUAACUGCACAGGUCCCCCUGGACAAUCUAGAACAAUGGUGCUAUCCAAGAAAUCCCUUUCCCUUUCCCUUGCAUGGAAGAUAGGGAGUCACCAGCAAAAGAAAUCCCAAUUCUCUUGAACUAAGUGUACAGUUCUCUUCGCAGGAUCUUGGACUUUUCAGUGUGCUAUACAUAUGUGGCGUAAUAUUGUGGGCCACGGUGCCAAUAAACAAAAACAGUCUGUGUACCUCA